Messenger RNA from Cylindrotheca closterium, 267 nucleotides. The record is from the annotation of a GenBank genome assembly. Lineage: Eukaryota; Bacillariophyta; Bacillariophyceae; Bacillariales; Bacillariaceae.
AUGAACACUCGCAAGAUAUUCCUUAUUGCCUUCUUGGUUGUUGCCAUGCUUUCUUCCAUGGCUGAAGCCGACGGAAUCAUGGACAAGAUCAAUAGUGCCAUCAACAGUGCCAAGGCCACCGUCGAAGAAAAGAUGGGAAAGAGCAACAAGAUGGCUGAUAAGGCUGCCGAAGCUGCAGACAAAAUCAAAGAAACUGCUGCUGAAGCCGCAGAGGCUAUCGAAGACGCUGCCAAGAAAGCCACUGAAGAGACUCCAGAAGAGCUCUAA